CUGCGCCUAUUAGUCGUGUACCGUUGUCGAAUGAAAAAUUUUGAUGUUGUUGAUGGUCCCUACUCUUGUGUUCUUGUCUUUGAUUUUUUAUUGGAGCUGAGAUUCGAGAAAUGGUGAAGCAAUUUUGUGAAAUGAAGAAGUUUUGGUUUUGAAUUUUUAUGGUUUUUAUUAAUUUUUUGAGGAAGGUAGAGAGGAAAAGGGGGUUAUAAGAUUCGUUUUUCUUUAAAUUUUCUGCUAGUAUGACAUGGGUUUAUACCAUUUUUAAUUCUCUUUCCGAAAACAUUUACUUUAAAAAUAUAAAAGUUAAUUGUUUUCGAACAACGAUUAUUCAUUUUUGAGGCCAAGAAAAGUCUUGACUCAAACUAUUUAAAAUUAAAAGUAUCAAUUUUCGUUCUUCCAUAAAUUCUAUAAAAAUUCUUAUUAACAAUUACAUCGAUACUGAGUAGAAAAGUAUAAAGAAGUCUGUAACUUCAUCGAAAUGUCAUAUCUCAAAAAUAAACAGAAAAUCGGGGUACAAUACUUCAAGAAAUAUUCUCGAACCCUUAUGGAUUGUUUUUAUGACCCCUUAUCGAAGCCCUCGUUUUGGUCUUAUGUGUAAAAAAUUUGUAUAGGAGGUGGGGUAAAAUGAAUUUAUAAAAACAAAGAACAGUUUAUCGAGUAUUUUAAUCGAGUUUGACAACAUAAUUAGACGUUUUAGAUUUCAUGGGCAGAGACACACUUCUUCAAAGCCGACAGUGCUUAGUAUAAAAAGCUGCGGCUUUAGCCAUCCGGGUGUUAGUAUUCUACUCCACAUAUUCGACGUUAGCCAUAUUCCUAUUGUUCGCUAUUAUUGUAUAUAUUCUUUUAGAUAAAGCACAGUUGUUUGUUACUGUUUUAGCUUAUUAUUCUUGUUAGUACGUAGACAGAAGUCACGUACAUAACAACCCUAAUCCCUUUAAAUACGCCCAUGCUUUAACCACCGAGAGUAAAUAAAUUUUAAUGUAUUUGAAAUACGAAUUUCAUAAAUAUGUUGGAUGGCCAUAUUUAUUCUCACAAGUUCUAUAGCUGCCGACCGCAGUUUUGGCAAGGCGGUUUUUUACACUAUUUUAUUUUGUAUUUUUUUAGGUUGGAAUAUUUGAAUAUCUCAGGAAAAUAUUCUUUCGAAAAAGUGCUGAACCCCUUAAUCGCUUUUAUGUGUUUGUUAAUAGGAUGUGUGCACUCGCUGAUAUUCACUUACUUGCAGAUUCACUCGCUGCAGAAUCCUACCAAUUAA
Messenger RNA from Meloidogyne enterolobii, 1252 nucleotides. NCBI's taxonomy places the organism in Eukaryota, Metazoa, Nematoda, Chromadorea, Rhabditida, Meloidogynidae. The record is from the annotation of a GenBank genome assembly.